Messenger RNA from Macrosiphum euphorbiae (potato aphid), 849 nucleotides. The record is from the annotation of a GenBank genome assembly. NCBI's taxonomy places the organism in Eukaryota, Metazoa, Arthropoda, Insecta, Hemiptera, Aphididae.
AUGUCUGAAGGUUGUUAUAGAGCACUUUGGUUUUUUUUAAAAUAUUAUUGUAGAAAUACGUGGAACUUGUACUACACUCCUGGCAGCCCACCAUGCAGAUCCGUUUUGAUGACAGCCAAGGCUUUGAAUUUUGAAAUGAAUUUGAUACCUAUGGAUCUCUUCAGCGGUGCGCACUUGCAACCAAAAUUUUUGGCGAUAAAUCCUCAACACACUUUACCUACACUGGUUAAAGAUAAUUUUGUUUUAUGGGAGAGCCGUGCAAUCAUGGUGUACUUGGUAGAAACUUUUGGAAAAGAAGACCAUCCACUGUUCCCCAAGGACACGAAUAAGCGAGCUCUUAUCAACCAAAGAUUGCAGUUUGACAUGGGCACCUUGUACCAGGCUUUUAUCGACCAAUACUACAUGUGGAUUUUUGGUUAUUCAAAAAAAACCGAAAAAAAAGAGAAGUUACUCCAAGAAGCAAUCGGGUUUUUGGAUACCUUUCUGAAAAAUUCCGAUUGGGUUGCUGGCGAUUCAAUGACUUUGGCCGAUAUAUCUUUGGUAUCUUCUAUUUCAACCUUCGAGGUUUCCGGCGUUGACUUGAGUAGGUACGAAAAUGUCUCUAAAUGGCUUCAAAGGUGUAAAGAUAAAAUGGUGGGAUACAAAGAAAUCAAUCAAGUUGGAGCAGAACGAUUCAAAGCAUACGUAGUCGAGAAAAUAAAUAAAACAGGUCCACAAACGGAUUUAGUUACCAAGGAAGAUAUAUUUACAGCGACUGAAGUACUAAGAAAUGCUGUAAAAGCUAAGAUCAUAGGUGAAGAAUUUUCUGAUUCAUUAAGCAAAAUAGAUGAAGCCGUGUCGGUCUAUUAG